AGGUUUGAACGGUCAGCAGCAGGGAGCAAAUGCCUCGAAUGGCAAUGGGGUGGCGCCCGCAACUCCCGCUGCUACUCCUGGUGCCAACGCGCCAGGAAGCGGCAUUGUGCCUACGUUGCAAAACAUUGUCGCCACGGUCAACCUUGACUGUCGCCUGGACCUGAAGACGAUCGCGCUCCACGCAAGAAAUGCGGAGUACAACCCAAAGGUAUUACUUUCCACAUCCUCCUGAGCUUGGCACGUCAGGGGACAUUGUGGCUGAAUUGGUCUUUUCUUCUCUUCCCAUAGCGUUUCGCGGCCGUGAUCAUGCGUAUCCGAGAGCCGAAGACGACUGCUUUAAUCUUCGCCUCCGGCAAGAUGGUGGUAACUGGUGCCAAGUCGGAAGAUGAUUCCAAGCUGGCGUCCAGAAAAUACGCCCGUAUCAUCCAGAAGCUCGGCUUCAACGCCAAGUUCACGGAUUUCAAAAUCCAGAACAUUGUCGGUUCCUGCGACAUCAAGUUCCCGAUCCGCUUGGAGGGCUUGGCUAGUCGCCACCACAACUUCAGUUCUUACGAACCCGAAUUGUUCCCUGGUCUCAUCUAUCGCAUGAUGAAGCCCAAGAUCGUGCUCCUGAUCUUCGUCAGUGGCAAGAUUGUCCUCACCGGUGCUAAAGUCCGUGAGGAGAUCUAUCAGGCUUUCGAGCUGAUCUAUCCUGUGCUUUCGGAUUUCCGUAAAGUUUAAAAACGGCCUUUCGGCUCGAACCAGGAAUAUCACGCCGUCGCCAUUCUUCCACCUUUCACCGAUAUGUAUUAACAAAACCUUUUUUUUU
Messenger RNA from Aspergillus fijiensis CBS 313.89, 808 nucleotides. Its product is annotated as TBP family protein. Lineage: Eukaryota; Fungi; Ascomycota; Eurotiomycetes; Eurotiales; Aspergillaceae. Gene Ontology annotation, molecular function: RNA polymerase II general transcription initiation factor activity; DNA binding. Bases 307 to 720 code for a protein of 137 amino acids. Gene Ontology annotation, biological process: DNA-templated transcription initiation. The transcript has 3 exons. The record is from RefSeq and is a predicted model, not a curated record.